Molecule: messenger RNA, 1302 nt
Organism: Baudoinia panamericana UAMH 10762
Lineage: Eukaryota; Fungi; Ascomycota; Dothideomycetes; Mycosphaerellales; Teratosphaeriaceae
Exons: 3
Coding region: 1-1302 (433 amino acids)
Molecular function (GO): ATP hydrolysis activity
Source: RefSeq, a predicted model, not a curated record
AUGGAAGCUCUAGGUGCAGCAACAAACAUCGUUUCCCUUGUUCAAACGGUUGUUACAAUCAUUAGCUACAUUAAAAGCGUCAAGGAUGCGCCUCGCGAGCGCAAAGAGCUCCUCAUGGAGCUGCGCAAUCUUGUCGGUCUUCUCGAAAGCCUCCAAGAUCUCCUGGAAGUCGAUGAACCAGAUCAUUCGGAUCCGUGGAAGGGUGCCGUGAAGCAGCUUGAAGCACAUGGCGGCGCCCUUAGCCAAUUCAAACAUGCUCUGGAGAAGCUUGCUGACAAGCUCUACCCUACGCAUGGUUUUCGCAAGAUAAAGCAAGCUCUACUAUGGAAGCUUACGAAGCCGGACCUCCUGGAGAUUUUUAGCCGCAUUGAGCGCGUCAAGGGUCUCGUUCAGAUUGCUCUGCAAGAGGACGCCACAAGACUCGCCGCAGCGAUGAACAUGAGGAUGGACCACAUCGUGAAGACCAACGAGGCGAUUUUGGCGAACACUAGCGACAUCAGGCAACAGAUUGACCUGCAAGCCGACGACAGGAUGAGAAUGGAGUUUGACAGCCUCCUUGACUGGAUAUGCUCUAAAGCUGAUGUGGCCGAGCACCACUACCAAUACCAGGCGCACUUUGAGAAGCACCACAGCGACAGCGGACGCUGGUUCUUCGACGAGCCGAAAUACCACGACUGGGUAUCUUCGGACCCCAACCCAUGGCUCUUCUGCCCUGGGAUACCCGGCGCAGGCAAGAGUGUCCUUUCCUCCACGGUUGUUCGCGAGCUACAGAAACGUGCCCUACCCGUCGCAUACUUGUAUUGCACGUACAGUGGUAGAUCGAAGCAAUCGGCAAGACACUUUCUCACUAGCAUGCUCCGACAAUUAGUUCAUAUUUCGGGAGCUCCUCCUCAGAACAUAGAGGAUCUCAGGAAACGUUGUGAGAAGAACGACAAAGCACCGUCUCUGGACGAGAUUGAAAAUGCGUUGCGGACUAUUGUCACUCCCAGGUGUAAGGGCUGGCUUGUCGUUGAUGCGCUGGACGAGUGCGAUUGUAACAGCCGCAAAGACUUAUUGAACUCGUUGCACAAUCUGGUAUCAUCAUCAUCCUUGAAGAUCUUGGCGACAUCGCGGUUCAUCCCAGAGAUCGAAAGCUGGUUCAGUGAACGAAACGCGAACGUUGUCGAAAUACGAGCGUCUGGCGCUGACAUUGAGGCUUACGUACGCAGCCGGCAAGCUGACUUUCGGUCUUCAAUUCGGAUAGAUGCGCAGCAGAUGGACUCUGUGGUUGCGGGGGUCGUUGCUGCUGCAAGCGGACUGUAA